AUGAGCAGGAACAACGGCAAGGGGCCGAAGCUGGACCUGCGGCUGAGCUUCUCGCGGUCACGCGGCGGAGGCGGGGGCGGAGGGGGUCCAUCGGCCGCGCCGCCGGGAGGCAGCAACUCGCCCAGGAGGAUGUCGUCGUCCUCAUCGUCUUCGGCGUCGCCGGCGAGCUCAUGUGUGUCGUCGGAGGGGAGCCCUGAGCCCGAGGCAGGCGGCGGCGGCGCGUCAAUGAUCCUGGCGGGUUGCCCCCGGUGCAUGAUGUACGUGAUGCUGUCGCGGGAGGACCCCAAGUGCCCCAAGUGCCACAGCACGGUGCUCCUCGACUUCAACGACGCCGGCGCCGACCAGCGCCACGCGGGGUUCGGCUCCGGCAAGGGCAAGCGCGGCUGA
This is a messenger RNA of Lolium rigidum, 387 nucleotides long. RefSeq names its product protein GL2-INTERACTING REPRESSOR 2-like. The record is from RefSeq and is a predicted model, not a curated record. The transcript has a single exon. The coding region runs from base 1 to 387 and encodes 128 amino acids. Lineage: Eukaryota; Viridiplantae; Streptophyta; Magnoliopsida; Poales; Poaceae.